GACAAAAGUCCUUCCUCAACCUCAAUCGUGUGAUGAGAAAAAGCGCCCGGUAUUAGCUGCACCACCCGCAUUUGAGCAUUUCAGCUUGAUAGAGCACCGGUUGCUCGAUUACCUAGGUUUUUCAUACAGUCUAGUUUGUCAAAAUGACCCGGGGUGAUCGAGCGUCAUUGAAAUCAACAAAUGGUACCGAAGUCGGACUUGAAAAGAUUACACGAAGACAUUUUCGCCAGUGGGGAAUCGUCGAAUAUCGAGUCUACCGUGCAGAGCCUGAGUGUCCUUUUGAGGAGGUGGAUCUUGCAGAGGAUGAAGACUCGCCACUGUGCCAAGGAAGUCAGACUCUUAUUGUCUGCGAAUCUCCAACCGGGCAAAGUAGUGACUCCCGCAGCACUCAAGAUCUUGACCAGCCACAUGAGCCUCUGAACACAUUUGCGGACGUCCGGUGGUAUCUCCGAAAAAACGAAGAAUGCGAGCCUCUUCAAUUCGAAGGGCAUAGACAUAAUCCAUGGCGACACGAUGACAUCAUUUUUCACUUGCCUUACUUCCAGUUCAAUGAGAGCAAACGCGUACACUAUAGGGACGCUCAGUCAACGGACGAGUUCGAAGUCGAGAAGGAAUGGUACUUUGAGUACGAACGAACCGCAGCAGAACCUUCAACGUCUUCCCAAAGGCUCAGUAUCUUCAUGAAUAUAGUUCGAGGGUUGGUCUCAUCGAAGCAUCCAAAAAAGGGAGGAGUCGAUGAGGAGCGGGGUGCUCCUGAGCAGCGAACAUUGUCUAACCCGACGAGUCUGUACUUUGACUCAAGGGCCUUCACCAUAUGUAUGUUACCAUUUCUUGACGGCAAGCAGGCAGACAAGACUGAAGGCCCGGAGCAAAAGGGGCGCACGAACUGCAGAAGCUGGGUCGCCCUCGUCGUAGCACCCGGGGAUAUCAUCUGGGACAGACAGGAUGGGGAGAAGAAGCUCCUUGAUGAGAAGCUUCUGGAUGGCAACCUGGCGAGCCGAGCACCUGCCAAUCGGAAAAGUCACAACCGGCGUCGGUUUGGCAUGGAAAGAUUCAAAUCGCCGAGGGAUGCAGACUACUUCCAGACAUGUCUGAUUGAGGUCGGAAUGAAAAAGAUCGCGGAGAUCUGGAACAACAACGCGGACAAAGCUACCAAAGCUUGCCACUCCUUGGAAAGGAACAUCCACGGAAACAUCCACGGCUCUCCCAAUAGCCGGUCGGACUACUGGCGCAGGGGCGUGAAUGACGACUUGCUGAGUAUUUACAAAUUACAGAAGCGGCUGGAGUCGCUUGAAGCAAACCUGUUCAACAACCUCACGAGCCACGAGCAAGGAGUCUGGAGCAAUUUCCGGAAGGCAAGACCAGGGCAAAGACUGGAACAACUAGAGAAGGAGGAGGAGGAUGGUAAGGAGGAGAGGAAGAAGAAGAAGCGGAAGGUGAAGGCCCAGAAGUCGUCCGAGGCAGAGAAUGAAAACGACUACAAGAACGGUCCGGAUGAAAAGGACGCACUCGAGCGCGAGAGGCUGCGAUUCUUACUGCACGGGUGUCUGGACCGACAUUGGGAUCGACUAUGCGGCCAAAGCAAGAAACUGCGGCAAAAGAUUGAUGAUUUAAAAGCUCUUCGUGAAUUGCUGGUCGAACUUUCACAGACAAGAGCAUCGCUGUAUGCCAACGACCUGGGAGACAACGUCAUGUACUUGACGUACAUCAGCAUUCUUUUCCUUCCCCUCAGCUUCUGUACCUCGCUGUGGGCAAUGAACCACGAGCUUCCUUACUAUGCUUUUGUGCCCACCAUCUGCGUCACUUCGGGGGCGACGGCCGUUCUACUCGCAGUUAUCCGUUUUCGGAUGAGUUAUCAGUGACAGGGAAGGUUGUGUACUUGAGCUGAAGUCUGCUCCCCCCCCCCCUCUUUCCGCGCGCGUGUGUGUUUGUGUGUGGUGUGGGAAUUUGGGUGUGUGUUUCGUGUUGCCACAAGCCAGGGCCUAAUUUUCAAUCUCUCUACCUGCCUGGAUUUGGGGAGUGCAUGCUUGGGUUGACGGUUUGAUGGAUUCAGUGACCCGAGUGAACAAGUACCUGCAAUGCAGGUGUCUAGGUUGGUAGACAUUUUGCUAGGUACUCAGUGAGUCAGGCGCAUGACCACCAAUCACAGGUGGCAUGCAGGCAAGUGAUUCUUUCGGUGCGGAGGGCGGAAGCUAAUACACCAAGGUCAGUCUGAAGGCUAACACCAUUUAUUAUCAUUUCUGAUUCUCAUGUACUGGGAGAUGGUGGGUUGCACAUGAGGUUGUAGGUACGGUACACAGUACCACCCAG
This is a messenger RNA of Diaporthe batatas, 2310 nucleotides long. RefSeq lists its product as uncharacterized. The transcript is spliced from 4 exons. The coding region runs from base 144 to 1862 and encodes 572 amino acids. Gene Ontology annotation, cellular component: membrane. The record is from RefSeq and is a predicted model, not a curated record. Gene Ontology annotation, biological process: metal ion transport; transmembrane transport. Gene Ontology annotation, molecular function: metal ion transmembrane transporter activity. Lineage: Eukaryota; Fungi; Ascomycota; Sordariomycetes; Diaporthales; Diaporthaceae.